Syngnathus acus (greater pipefish) is the source of this 1471-nucleotide messenger RNA. It is a transcript of the gene gdpd3a, whose product is annotated as glycerophosphodiester phosphodiesterase domain containing 3a. Gene Ontology annotation, molecular function: phosphatidylcholine lysophospholipase A1 activity; phosphoric diester hydrolase activity. Gene Ontology annotation, cellular component: endoplasmic reticulum membrane. Gene Ontology annotation, biological process: glycerophospholipid catabolic process. The transcript is spliced from 10 exons. NCBI's taxonomy places the organism in Eukaryota, Metazoa, Chordata, Actinopteri, Syngnathiformes, Syngnathidae. The record is from RefSeq and is a predicted model, not a curated record. The coding region runs from base 272 to 1117 and encodes 281 amino acids.
AGGUGAGCUGUGGGUCAGCUGUGGUGCUUUAUUAACUCAUUUUUACAGCUCCGCUGCUUCCAGAUAUCUUUGCAGCAAGACAAGGAAAACUUGUGCGCCAACAUUGUCGAACAUUCGAAUACCUGUCUGUCGAGAUUUUCUUUUAGUUGGCUAAAGACAAUAGGUCGUCUCCUACUGAGAUAGAUAUCGCUCUGUUAAAACUUUUUUUCAGCAACUUAGCACUUUGUUAGUUCAAUCCGACGAGAGAGCUUGCGGAGAUUUUUAAAAGGAGAUGAGCUGUUUUUGGUGUGUCGUUCUCCCGGCGUUGGGAUGUGGUGAGCGGAUAGAAAGCACCAUGGAGGCCUUCAGUCACGCAGUGGCUCAAGGAACGCAGAUGUUGGAACUAGAUUGUCACUUGACGCGGGACGGAUAUGUGGUUGUGUCACAUGAUGAGAAUCUUUUGAGGCAGACGGGUCAUGAUGUCACCAUGUCUUCAGUCAACAUUCAGGAUUUACCCUUGUACAAGGAAAAGCUUGAGUUGACAUUUUAUCGAGGUCACUACAGCAGUGGUUCCGACAGGGAAUUUACUUUGCUGGAGGAUGUGUUUACAAAGUUCCCAGAGAUGCCAAUCAGCAUUGAGAUUAAAGAGGACAACAGCCAGUUGAUAGAAAAGGUAUCUGAGCUGGUCAAACGCUACCAUAGAGAAAAGAUCACCGUCUGGGCAUCUGUGAAUUCAAAAAUCUUGAGCAAAUGCUGCAAAACGAAUGGAGCCAUGCCGUAUAGCUUUUCCUUAUAUCGAGGUGUGCUCCUGCUGUUUCUCUUCUAUACUGGCCUACUGCCCUUUGUUCCACUGGGAGAGAGUUUACUCCAGUUCUACUUGCCACGCAUAUUCAACAGGACGUUUAUUCCUGAGAAAAACAUGUUGAGGAACAGAUUGAUCGUCACUUUAUUAGAAAAAGUUACUAUGAGGAAGAGUCUCUUUAAACAUCUUGCAGCCCGUGGAAUUCAGGUGCAUUUGUUUGUGUGCAACACAGAUGAAGACAUAAGAGCGGCAUUCGAAGUGGGGGCAACAGGGGUGAUGAGUGACUAUCCCUCCCGUCUGUCGGGCUACCUCCUCAGAAACACUCAGGGUUAUUGAUGUCUCCACAUUUGAACACAGAAACUCAUAAAUGGCAGCUUUUUGGUGUGCGAAAAUUGAAAUAGACCAAAAGCAAGAAGCUCAUAUUAAGUGUCAGAUCAGUCUGACAAAUCUUUCAGGAUUACACAUUUAGAGUAUGUCUGAUUCAUUUCCAUGGUCUCCACCAAUCAUCCUGGCACAGCUCAGUAUUACAUUAAUUUUCCCGAGUAACAUGACCUCACAGCUCAUUCCUUACGAUAAAGACUGUGAUUACUUUGUCAUUAGAAUGAAUUAGAAUGCACUGAAUGGAUGAUUACCAAUUGAAUGUUUCAAUGUGAUAACAUGACAAGAAUGAACAAAGAAGCAAAUAUAGAA